AUGUCGCCGGGUCCUCAUAGCCCAUCAUUUUGAUGAAGUAUGGGAUUCUGCAAACUGCAACAGAAUGUGUGAUAACUGCUGUAGAGAGAACUCAUGUGAGAAAAUGGAUAUAACAGGAUACUGCAGGGAUCUAAUCAAGAUACUUGAGCAAGCUGAAAACAUGAGUGAGAAACUCACUCCACUGAAAUUAAUUGAUGCAUGGUCUGGGAAAGGUGUGUCAAAAUUGAGGGUGGCUGAAGUUACUCCACCAAAGCACCCUCGAGAGGAACUGGAGAGAAUUAUUGCCCAUUUACUGCUGCAGCAGUAUCUGAAGGAAGACUUCAGCUUCACUGCAUUUGCUACAAUAUCCUACCUGAAGAUAGGACCAAAAGCAGGUCUGCUGAAAAAUGAGGCACACGUCAUCACUAUACAAGGGAUAACAAACAAGAAAAGUGUUUACAAGGACAAAUCAUCUCAAUCUUCGAAUUCGAAAGGAAGCAGAGGAAAUGCUCAGACUGUUUCAAAGACUGUCCAAGAUUCAGUGGUGAAGAAGUCACAGGAAUAUAAACGGCCUAACUGUGGUUCUAACUUAAAAGCAAAGAAGCUUAAGCUUCAGGCAGGUGGAGACGACCAACCAGUAGUUCUUGACUGAGUUUCACAGACUACAUUUAGGAUCUCAUCAUAUUUGCUUCUCCAUGGACAAUGCAAUGUGUAAGUUCAGUUAGUGUUUUAGUAAUGGUAUUUUUUUAUGAUUUUUUUUAAUAAAAAAAAACAACAGGGAAACAAGUAUCAUAGAAUC
This is a messenger RNA of Tauraco erythrolophus (red-crested turaco), 778 nucleotides long. The record is from RefSeq and is a predicted model, not a curated record. Lineage: Eukaryota; Metazoa; Chordata; Aves; Musophagiformes; Musophagidae.